This is a messenger RNA of Lactuca saligna, 369 nucleotides long. The record is from the annotation of a GenBank genome assembly. Lineage: Eukaryota; Viridiplantae; Streptophyta; Magnoliopsida; Asterales; Asteraceae.
AUGUUGAUCCAUUACUGGUUGGAACCAGUUGUGUCAUUUGACCUUCAAAAUAAACAAGAUUCACAGCUGGAUCUUCCGAUCACACCGAAAACCUUCAAGUUUCGAAGUUUUGUGAAAGUUGUGAAUAUUCCAACAACAGACAACAGUGCAUAUCACUUUCUUUUCUCAUUCUACCUAAAGCACAUGAAGCCGUGGUACGAAACACAGAGUGCAAGCAAAAUUACGGCUGUGAAGGUCACCGGUCCAAUCGAAACUGAUGGCUUCCCAAAUGCGAAGCUUAAGGUUGCUAGAGGUUCGUCUAGUCAGAUCUACAAAUUCACUCUCACUGAUCUGCCAUGCCUAAACCCAUACAAAUGGAUCAUGUUGUAA